AUUGUAAAUGGCGGGCGUUUCGAAUUCAUAACAUUGAAGAAAUAGGAAAAAAUUGAAAAUUGCGAUAUUAAUGCAUUAUAGAAAUUUAAAUUAAUAUAAAAGUAAUUUGUAUUAAAUCAGAAAUCGUUAUUAAAAUGGAUAAAUUUAAUCUUAUUCGAGAAAAUUUAAUAGAUAUUGUAAAAUGCUUUGCAAAAGAAAAUUAUCGAAAAGAUUUAGAAGCCAUUCUUAUGAUGCCCGAUAUUAUCCAUCAUUAUGCAGUUGUUGUUUGUGCUAAGAAAAUGUUUGAUAUUAAUACUGAAAUUGCACAUUCACUUUUGACAAAUGCUGAUGAAAUGUUAAAACUAAUUAAAAAUUCAUUUAAACAAGCUGCUAUAGAAAUUUACAAUACUCAUUCCAAUAAGGAAAAAAUGUGUUUAAAACCAAAUAUUCAUGUACGGCUUUCUGAAUUUCCUGCGUGUGCUGAAAUUUAUCGAAGUAUACUCCCAAAAUGUGCUGACAUUGGAAAAUUUGUUAUUAUAACAGUUAGAUUAACGAAGAGUAUUUUAACAGAGUAA
Centruroides sculpturatus (bark scorpion) is the source of this 554-nucleotide messenger RNA. RefSeq names its product DNA helicase MCM9-like. The record is from RefSeq and is a predicted model, not a curated record. The transcript is spliced from 5 exons. Bases 135 to 554 code for a protein of 139 amino acids. Lineage: Eukaryota; Metazoa; Arthropoda; Arachnida; Scorpiones; Buthidae.